This is a messenger RNA of Lepisosteus oculatus (spotted gar), 508 nucleotides long. RefSeq names its product ribosomal protein S20 (gene rps20). The record is from RefSeq and is a predicted model, not a curated record. Gene Ontology annotation, molecular function: structural constituent of ribosome; RNA binding. Gene Ontology annotation, biological process: translation. NCBI's taxonomy places the organism in Eukaryota, Metazoa, Chordata, Actinopteri, Semionotiformes, Lepisosteidae. Gene Ontology annotation, cellular component: cytosolic small ribosomal subunit; ribosome.
GCUCUUUCCUUUUCUGCAAGCCCGUGUUCGUGUCUCGGGUUACUCUUUGCUUCCUGGCUCACCGCUGUUCGCUUGGAUUUCUUUCGAAUAAGUCGGUCAGGAACAUUAAAACAUGGCAUUCAAGGACACUGGCAAGGCGCCUGUUGAGGCUGAGGUUGCGAUCCACCGCAUCAGAAUCACGCUGACCAGCCGCAAUGUGAAGUCUUUGGAGAAGGUGUGUGCUGACCUGAUCCGUGGUGCCAAGGAGAAGAACCUGAAAGUCAAGGGGCCUGUCCGCAUGCCAACCAAGACUCUGCGGAUCACAACUAGGAAGACUCCUUGUGGUGAAGGUUCCAAAACCUGGGAUCGUUUCCAAAUGCGUAUCCACAAGCGUCUCAUCGAUCUUCACAGCCCGUCCGAGAUUGUCAAGCAGAUCACCUCCAUCAGUAUUGAACCUGGUGUGGAGGUUGAGGUCACAAUUGCAGAUGCAUAAGGUUGUUUUGGAACUGUAAUAAAGUUUUAAAAUGAA